Messenger RNA from Exophiala aquamarina CBS 119918, 7524 nucleotides. RefSeq lists its product as uncharacterized. Gene Ontology annotation, cellular component: nucleus; cytosol. The record is from RefSeq and is a predicted model, not a curated record. Gene Ontology annotation, molecular function: cysteine-type endopeptidase activity; cysteine-type deubiquitinase activity. Gene Ontology annotation, biological process: protein deubiquitination. The coding region runs from base 1 to 7524 and encodes 2507 amino acids. NCBI's taxonomy places the organism in Eukaryota, Fungi, Ascomycota, Eurotiomycetes, Chaetothyriales, Herpotrichiellaceae. The transcript has a single exon.
AUGUCCGAUCCGCAGCAACUAUCGUCAAAUACCGCACCUUCCAUUCCAAGCCGUGAUACAAAUGGCAGUCUGGACCGACAACAUCUCACUCCCCCAAUACCAUCGUGCCCUUCCAACCCAGCCACCGCUAUUGUCUCCCCCACCAGCAAGGUCACCAUCAAUACUCGCCCAUUGUCUUCUCAAUCAAUUACACAACCCGUUGCAGGGAUUGAUGUACCCGGCAUGCCAACCAGUCAACCAUCUCCAACUUCGGAAGGACCCACGAUUUGUGGCGAGGCCUCAGAGGGAGCAAUAUCAGCCUCUGCCACCAUCACCACCACCACAGAACCCGCAGAUGUCCUAGAAACGAUUUCUAUCUCAUCAUCUCCAAGCAAAAGCCCCGAGAUCGAGAUUGCCGAAAUAGAGGAUUACGACCAAGAUCCCGCACAGACGAAAUGGACAAGUAAGAUUGGAGGUGCAUCUGCUGCCUCAACCCUGAGGACCGUCCAGCCCGGCCACGUCUAUCGUUCUUUUCCUUUUGCACACGAAACUACGCCCGGUAAUGUCAGUCGGAUAGUCCAGCGCAUUGCAGAGCGUUUUCAACAUGGCGGUCCUCAAGAUGGUGACCUCUUCGCCCGGGUGAAGGAUUGGAUGAUCGACUUCGUCGACAUCUGCCACGACUUCCCUGCAAGACUUAUUGACGACGACCGCGAGUUUUGGGCAGCCUUGCCAGACCUCAUCGGAGGACUUCUUAGAAGGGAUAGUGCUCCGCCCGCGCAAGCCCGCACCGAGGACCUGGCCAAUUUUUUCACGGCAUUCGCUCAGAUCACUACAAUGCUCAUUGAUUAUGACACCCGAAACAUACAACUUCUCGCGGACAAUAUUGAUCCGUCUCCCCUCCGCAAUCUCACACUAAUAUCUGCACCCUACCUUCAGCCUCUUUCCUGGGUAUUUCAGUUUCGAGUUCCUUUCUACGAAGCCCUUCGCCAUUCUCUUCAAUUCGACAUUGCAUACUUUCAUGCACACUUGCUCGACAGAACUGUCGACCCAGUUGGCGUGGGUCUGUUGUCUUCGGUGUCAAAGCUACUUUCGGAACUGGGUCCAAUCCUAGUCAAGAGGCAAGAUUUCUUCAGACCUUUUCUGAACAUUUUGAACCUAACCCAACAUAUUAUGGGCCCAAUCAACUGCAUCAACCAUCAAAUGCCUGAUGUACAAUAUCCACCUAUCGCUCAGCUCGACAACUUGCGCGACUCCUCUGCGGAAAUAAUUUUGAAGGCGGACAACAUUCUCCAGCAGGCAAUCGUCAAACAACUCCCUUGGUUAAACUUGGAAACUGCUGGCAAGUUGAUCGAACAACUGAACCCCUUGGUAGCUGCCAUUGCGGUGGAGGUGCCUCAGAUUGGACAGGAUAUCAUUUCCACCGCAGGAGUUGGCUUCGCGGACUCAGACCUUACUGAUCUACCGAGCACCAUGCCCUGUGCCUGGAAAUUUAAGACCCUCAGAAAAUUCGUGACAAAUGGACGUAUGGAACUUCGGGUCAUGGGUAUUGAAGUCAUGUCAACCGACCUGAUUCAGGUGUACAAGGACAAUAUUGAAGGCAGGCCUACGGCUGUCACAAUGGCCAAUCCUUUGGUACGGUUUCUCAUUAAUUUCAUCGUGGAAAACCAGCUUGUGGAGUACAUCGUUGGGGUGGAUUCUCAUCCGCAAGUUAUUCGUCGCAGCCAUAACGUGGUUGGCUUCUUGUGCGUUUCUGGAACAUACACCAACUCCAAUACUGACGAUAUUUGGAAAACAAUCGUCGAAAGCCAUGAUACAAGGACUGUUCACGAAGUGUUCAACUUGUUGUUCAUGUGCUUUAAUGUCUAUGAUCUGCCCGCAUUGUACUAUAUCUGCCAAAAACUUCUCGAGUUGCCCUUUCAGCAGUACGAUCAACAUGUGGUGGGAUUCACGGUAAACCUCUUUACCAGCGUUCGUCAACGCGUGGGUACUCCUCAUUUCAACACAGACUUCGCGACCAAUCCUGUCACAAGACAACUUUGCAUCCGAUUGCUACGAGAGGCAACAGUGCACGAAAAUCUUGCGCUGGAGCAAGCUAUCACGAUUCGCAGAGAGUUUACCCAGCAGCUUACCAUUUUGCUGACCCUUGGUCGCCCAGAUUCCUCGCUUCUGUCUAUCGAAGAAGAUGAGCGACGUGCCAUUAUGAGCGAGGCUGCUGCAAGAAUCAAGGCGCAUCACAGAGGCGUUGGCGGUGAUCUUUACACGCUCAAUGCUAUGAUCUCACUCAUGAGUCGGGACAGCAUUCCCAACCUCGUGGAGAACCUGAACCUCACAGCUUUAUUGGUUGCGGAGUUUGUUCAUCUACGCGAUCAGUACCAGCUUCUGUCACAGCAACGAGAGUGCAUCUCUUCUUUCGAAGUAAUCUACGAUAUCAUUGCCACCACUCUCUAUCAUUUUAUUCAUUGGCUACCAGACACUUUCUCUGCUGACCUGGUUGAAAUGGUUUGGAAAUCAUAUUUCACCUCACCAGAGCUGCCUCCUACGAUUCGUGCAAGAUCUUGGGAAACCUUGACUCAUGCAUUGAGGCUUAAGCAGCCAAGAGAUGAGAACAUAGUCCUAGAUCUGAUCAUCGACAAGCACCUCCAAAGCCUUGGGCCAGCGGACUAUUGUGAUCGCUUGCUAGAAUUUAUCAGAAUGUCCGUCUCAUAUACCAUCCGAUGCUCUCCGCAUGUCCUUACGGACACGGAUGAUGUUGUCGUCAUUCCUGGUAUUGAGCGGCUGUGGAAGAUUGUGCUUGAGGCACCACCGAAUACUAUUGAGAAUGAGGCGGCGGACUUCAUUAUCCGACAGUACCUGGAUCACAGCUUAAUCACAAGACAAACAAAGGCCACGAUCGAUCUCACACACUCUUCGCUUGUGGAUCGAUGUGUACGCCAAGUCAUUGCAUCGGCAUCGAAAUUGAAAUCUUACACCGAUGGAACCUUGAGUGGCGAAGAUGAGCCAAUGGUAAUCAUCGCUUCUGAGGAUGAGAUCCGUGCUGAGGAGCUUCGCUUCGACCGGUCUUUACUAUUCCUUCGAAAAUUUCUUGAAGGGAUGAAAUCACGGCCUCGAUACAGCCCCACACCAACUAGAACUCCAGGGUUGCCAGAGUUCUCGGAGAGGAAGGGCCAAAAUAUCGAAUUGAGCAUACAAAUCCAUGGGAGUAAGUAUGUCACAGAACAGAUUCAGAAAAUACAAGUAGGCAGUGAAAACACUUGCGACGAAUUCUACAAGUAUCUUACCGAUUCGAGUGGCUUCACACAAUUCUCUGUGUUCAACCAAGGCCAAAAGACCAUCAUCGAAGGCUCAAACACAACUCUAGCUGAGACAAAGCUACCGCACGGGCUCAUCAUGGUGAUGAAGACAGCCAACACUCCCGAAAAUGUGCCUGCACGUUCAGCACGCGCCACCUCGCCCGUGGAUAACAAGAUCAUGCAUCAUUUUGAUGAUUUGUAUGACCUCCUCGAUGCGGAUGAACGCCUCUCGAGAGAAGUGUAUGGCUUUCUCAGCCUGUUUUCUGCUCAAACUGAGGUGGUGCGUUUAAUCAGAUCGAUGGAGAGGUCACCUGCAGAACUGCUCCCACCUGGGAAGCCGUUCAAGCUGUUAUAUUGUGCAAGAGCUCUACGGUCGUGUAUUGAGGUCGACUCCUUCAGCUCAAACCCAGAUACAAAGUUUCUCACAUACAGUAUUCGAACCAUUGUUGCAACACUCCCAGAAUUGGAACUAACCAAUACAAGCGAUCCACUACAGAUUUCAAUUGUCCAUGGAUUGGUCGAAGCCUUACUGCUGGCUUUCCGUGCUAAGGUGUCUUCGGAGGUGUCCUUGGAAUAUCUUGAAGACCGGAAAGAGUUUGUCGCUCAAAUCUCAAGGCUGUUACGUUUCACCUUGGACUGCAGAAGUACUACUGAUGAAGAAUUGUCAACUUGUGUUAUGGUGAAGCUCAUUCUGGAAAGCUUCAUUGAAGCCUGUCUUCAUGAUGAUAGAGUCUGGAACUGUGUCGCUACUGAUGGAAACCUUCAACACCUGGUGUUUACAGCAUUUGUGCAAGACCCACGGUUCGAGGUGCGACAUUCACUCCUUGAGGUUGUGAUUGGUUUGACUGGCGCAGCUGGCAAUAAACUUCACCUCAAGAUUAACAAUCCUCGUGCGCCACGCUCUAGGUUUCCCGUCUCGGUGAUCGACUCUUGCUUGAUGCACCUUUGGGAUGCGUUGGCCGAUGUUUUGCCGCAGGCAUGUCUGCAGCCAAAGCAUUGUGCAGAAAUGUGUGAGACCAUGCUCUCCAUCAUGAAGAGGGUUGGGAAGGCAUUCGGUGUGGACUCCCUUCGUCAUUUCUUCAGCGAGUGGAGCAGAAUCCUCCUUAGGCAUACACAUAUUGAAGUUGUCGGUCAGCCUCUAGGGGACCAUGUUGUCGUCUGUUUGACCAAACUCUUAUUUGAAUGCUCCAAGCUAUUGAAAGUUGCCAACGCUCUUCCAUCUAGCGCCGAACUUAUCGAAGAGCUUAUCACCUUGUUCCUGUUUCCGCCAUUAUCUGACACGGGCCUUGUCGCAGAGGACACUACGAAUUUACCCAUAUUGGAUGUGACUGUACGUGAGAGUCUCUACAACCUGGUGCUGGUAUUAUGCCAGGGACCUGAGGACACUUCUGCCGUCAUUUCCAAACUCAAUGACGAUUUGCUUCCGCAAGACUUCUUUGAACCUAUUUACAGCCAUGACCGUCAAAGUCUCCGAACAGAGGUUGGGUAUGCUGGACUUCGAAAUCUUUCCAACACCUGUUAUCUCAACUCUCUUUUCGCACAACUGUUCAUGAAUGUUCAGUUUCGUGGGAUAUUCCUCAACUCGGAUUCCUUGGAUCUUUCAAAGCAGAAUCUUGUGUCGGAACUCGCGAAAGUUUUUGCAUUUAUGCAAAAUUCGUAUGAGAAGUCUAUUGAUCCAUCUGGUGCAGUCGAAGCCAUCACCACAUAUGACGGGGAGCAGAUAGAUGUCUCAAUUCAAAUGGAUGUCGAUGAAUUUUUCAACUUGUUGUUCGAUCGUCUGGAAGGGCAAAUCGAUGGUCCUGCUCGGGAAUUGUUCAAGUCAAUCUACGGGGGCCAACUGGUCCAACAAGUCAAGUCCAAAGAAUGCGAGCAUAUCUCUGAACGUCUGGAGCCCUUUUCUGCUGUCCAAGUCGAAAUCAAAGGCAAAGCUAGACUUGAAGAUAGCCUCCGUGCUUAUGUCGAAGGUGAAGUUCUACAAGGAGAGAACAAAUAUUCCUGCACUUCAUGCGGGCGCCACGUGGAUGCAGUCAAACGGGCUUGUCUCAAAGAUGUGCCUGAUCACCUGAUCUUUAAUCUCAAACGCUUCGACUAUGACAUUAUGACAGGAAUGCGUGCAAAGGUAAAUGACGAGUUUCAAUUCCCGGAUACACUCGAUAUUGCCCCCUAUACACUUGCUCGACUCAGUGAUGAUGUGCAAGAUGAUGAGCCGGAUACUUUCCAGCUUACCGGGGUAAUCGUUCAUUCUGGGACCGCUGAUUCAGGUCACUACUAUUCAUACAUCCGCCAGCGACCCUCAGUCAAAGCUAUCCAAGACUCGUGGGUACAAUUCAAUGAUCAAGAUGUGACUGUGUUCGACCUUUCGCAGAUGCGUGAGCAAUGUUUUGGUGGAAAUUCCGACACAUUUUACAACCUUCCCAAGUUUUACAGUGCUUACAUGCUCUUCUACCAGAGAACGUCCAGUAUUCAGAAAGUUGAGCAACAAUUCCAUGAUCAGGAUUCUGUUAACCCCGUCCGACUACCACUCCCAUUCCAUAUGGAGCAGCAUCUCGCUCAGCAUAAUGAGCUUUACCUCAGAUCUUAUUGUGCUCAGGACGGAACUCACGCCAAAUUUGUUCUUCUUCUACUCGAACGAAUGAAAAUUGGGCAUGAUAAUGACUGCAGCGAAGACCAUGCGAUGGAGUCGAAUACUAUUGAGAUGGUUCUCGAGUACGUUCGUCAGAUUUCUUCGAGGUGGAAAGAUAUGCCUUAUCUUGAGGAGACAUUGAAAGCUGUCCAAAAUUAUGUGGAUCAAUGUACCGGCUGUGCCAGAACAGUUGCGCAUUGGUUCACGGGGACUCGAAUCCUAGACGAUGUCAUCGUGCGAAGCCCUUACCAAAAUGUGAGGAAAAGCUUUAGCUAUCUCUUUUCUGACGUCUUUCAACGCCUCCACACCAUCAAAGCUACCACGGUGUUAGAUAGUGUUGAGCACCAGCAGUUCCAAGAAGAAUACGAGGAGUGGCUACAGGCGUGCGUCGGGCAAAUGGCAAAGCUGUGGGAUAUCGCUAUGAAGACCAGCCGUUGUUGGGCUGAAUACUUCGGAACUCUCAGCAAUAUCAUAAAGCUUGGUGAUACAGAGCUCGCUUACGUCCUGGAUCAAGAGUACAUUGAGAAAUGUAUCGAGCUGGUCAUGGUCCACCUCAACAACCCAGCUGAUUUCCCGAUCAGCAAGAAAUUGAAAGCUCGGUAUGCCGUGUACUUGGCAGCAAGAGACAGAAAUCGGCCAUUCAACCACAACGUGCAUUUCCGCUUCCUCAUCAGUAUUCUAUUGCGUGUGGAUUUCCACCUUCUGCCAGAGGGCGAUGAUCGUGCGGUGUCUCCCAAGAAGAUCGGGUUAACAGCGAAUGAGCUUGAUUGUCUGGGGUUGGGUAAGAUCCCUCCUCGUCUGGAAUGGCUAGUACGCCUCAUGUCCAGCGGAAUCAAUUCAAAUGCAAUCGAUUCUCUUGUUGCACACCUUGCCGCUGACCGCAAACUUGCUGGCUCCGUGGCGGAGGUGAUCAUUAAAGGGUUGAACGAUCGAAUCGUGAAUACCGCAGUCAAUUUUCUCAGCCCAACCAUUGUCUUUUGCGAGAAUUGCCGAUUCGAGGCGCAAAUUAUCGACCUUGUUCACCCUGCUCUAGAGAGUAUCAGGACAGUUGGGAUUGACUACAGCAAGGACUACUUGGAAUUCGUCGAGUCGCUGUUGAGAGCUGAGAAUUCAGCGAUAGAAGCUGACAUCGGAUUUCUAGAAGAGUCGGUGCUGCAGGCCAUCAGUCACUGGGCCCCCACUUUUCUUGUUUCGACAAAUGACAGCCAGAUGAAUAUCCGCGAUGCUACGGUGGAUCUGCUGAGAAGAAUCCUGUUCGUACCACUUCAACAAGCCGAGACUGAAGAUGCGCGUCUUUAUACCUCCCUUCGGGCGGUCUGUCAGGAGCUUGCGUAUAGUUGCCAGAAUUUUGUUCAGCGCAUGUUCUUGGCUCCUCGAGGUAGGGAGGGUGCGACUUUGCACCCCGGUCAAGCCAACCAGGUUCUCGACGUCAUGGAACACUGUUUGCAGUAUUUCAGUAUUGACAAUGUAUUGGAAGAGGCAAAGAUGGCGGAGAUUAACAACACGAUUACACAAUUGAAAUUCAAGGCCGAGUCAACGAUUGAGACACUGAGCCCUGCGGAGUGGCAGGAAAAUAGUAGUGAACUGGCAGAGCUUAGUGCAGAGGAAUAUGAAGAGAUCAAUAGCCCUUAG